AUUUUGCAGAUGAACUAACACGAUGGCAAUAUUUACACAAAUAUUGAGCUAAGCAAAGGAAACCAUCUCGAUAUCAUAUUAAACUACGGGCUUGUUGUAGUAGCUCGUUAAAUCUGUCAAGUGUAGACAUGAGUAAUCGACCAGUACCCGGUAUUACUACGUUAUCAGUCAACGGUAAGAGCAACCGGAAGUGGGAACCUACAGUUGUUCAGCAAGGAUUCAUCGCCUGUCAUGAAAAUGUCUCGUCUUCGGUUCAAAUGCCUCGAAAACAUGCCUACGAAAAAGAUAAAGAUACUGUGCCAUUUACAUCAUCCACGCUGUUUCGGGUCCUCAUCUUUGUCGUCUUAACACUCCAAGCUACUUGCUAUUUCUCUUUGCUUCGCUACUCCAGGACAAGAUCAAACAAAAUGUACUUUACUUCUACGGCAGUCUUUCUUGCAGAAGUUGUGAAACUUUUCACAACAUUAGUGGUGAUCUUUUUUCAGUGUGGAAAUGUAAAAGCAUUUACUUCAUAUCUCAUUGACAACUUGUUUGUGGAUCACAAGGCUACAUUUCGUCUGUCUGUGCCAUCUUUAUUGUAUGUUGUACAAAACAAUCUUGUUUAUAUUGCAAUGACACAUUUGGAAUCAACAACAUUUCAGAUUACUAAUCAGCUAAAAAUCCUUACCACAGCUGUAUUCUCCAUUCUCCUACUCAACAAACAACUUACAAAAAUAAAAUGGAUUUCACUUGUCCUCUUAGCUAUUGGAGUAACAAUGGUUCAGAUUGACACCCACACAUCAGUGGAAGCUGAAAUGUCCACAACUAGUUCUGUAAAGAGCCAACAAUCAGCUUUUCUUGGAUUUACUUCUGUUCUUGCAGCUUCUAUGGUUUCUGGAUUUGCCGGUGUUUACAUGGAAAAAAUCUUCAAAACUGGAAAAAGAAAGCUGUUUUGGAUCUCAAAUGCACAACUGUACACUUUUGGAAUAAUUCUAAGCUUUUUAGGAGUGGCGUACCAAGAUGGAGUAGAAAUAGCUAGAAUGGGCUUCUUUCAUGGGUACGACAUUAUUGUUUGUCUGGUGAUCUUGUUUGCAUCAGCUGGGGGAAUUAUUGUUUCUCUGAUUUUGAAAUAUGCAUCGUGUAUAACAAAAGGAUUUGCCACUUCUUGUGCCAUAGUUCUUUCGAGUUUAGUCUCUGUGUAUGUGUUUUAUUUUAUUCCAGGUGUGUUGUUUAUCUUGGGGGCUGUGUCUGUUAUUGUUUCUGUAUUGUUGUAUAGCUGUUAGAAGCAGCAGCUUUGGAUUUGAUUUUUUUUAAAUGAUG
Pocillopora damicornis (cauliflower coral) is the source of this 1299-nucleotide messenger RNA. RefSeq names its product CMP-sialic acid transporter. Lineage: Eukaryota; Metazoa; Cnidaria; Anthozoa; Scleractinia; Pocilloporidae. The record is from RefSeq and is a predicted model, not a curated record. Gene Ontology annotation, molecular function: pyrimidine nucleotide-sugar transmembrane transporter activity. Gene Ontology annotation, biological process: pyrimidine nucleotide-sugar transmembrane transport. Gene Ontology annotation, cellular component: Golgi membrane.